Molecule: messenger RNA, 3966 nt
Organism: Schistosoma bovis
Lineage: Eukaryota; Metazoa; Platyhelminthes; Trematoda; Strigeidida; Schistosomatidae
Source: the annotation of a GenBank genome assembly
GUACUACUACUAAUAGUUCUAGUAAAACUAUUACCACUACUACUAGUACUACUACUAUUAGUACUACUAUUGUUUGUACUGCUACUGCCAGUAAUACUAAUACUAGUACUAGUAUUAUAAGUACUAUUAAUACUAGUACUACUACUAAGAUUAAUAUUACUUCUAUUACUACUACAACUAGUACUACAACUACGAGUAUUACUACUAAUAUUAAUACUAAUACUAGUACUACUAUUACUUGUAAUAAUACUACUAAUACUACCACUCCUUGUACGACUACUACUAGUACUACUAAUACCAGUAAUACUAAUAUUAGUACUACUACUACUGGUACUACUAAUAAUUGUUCAACUUCUACUAGUACUUGUACUACUAACACUAAUUCUAUUAGUACUAAUAUUACUAGUAAUACUACUACUACUACUACCAUUACUUGUACGACAACUACUAGUAUUGCUUAUACUAGUAGAACUACUUCUAGUAAUACUACUACUAGUACUACUACUACUAGUACUAAUAUUACUAUUACCACCACUAAUUGUACGACAACUACUAGUUCUACAACCAGUAAUAAUAAUAAUAGUACUACUACUGCUAGUACUACUACUUGUAGUACUACUACUACUAGUAAUAUUACUAAUAGUACUACUACUACUAGUAUUAAAUUUAAUUGUAAGAAAACUAUUAGUAAUACUACUAUCAGUAAUACUACUACUAGUAUUACAACUACUAGUAUUAAUACUACUGGUACUGCCACUACUUGUACAACAACUAUUAUUAUUAAUAUUAUCAGUAAUACUACUACUAAAACUACUACUAAAAUUACUACUACUACUAGUACUACUACGACUGGCAAUACUAGUUCUAGUACUGCCACUAAUUGUACGUCAACUAUUAGUUAUAUUAAUAACAGUAAUAUUAAUAAAAGUACUACGACUGCUAGUAAUACUGCAAGUAGUACUACUACUACUCGUAAUAAUACUACUAGUACUACUACUACUAGUAGUAUAUUUAAUUGUUCGAAAUCUAUUAGUAAUACUAAUAUCCGUAAUACUACUACAAGUAUUACAAAUACAAGUACGACUACUACUAGUACUACUACUACUAGUAAUAUUGCUACCAGUACUACUACAUCUAGUACAAUUACUACGAGUAUUACUAAUAAUACUGGUACUAUAACUACUAGUAAUAAUACUACUAAUACUACCACUACUUGUACGACAAUUACUGGUACUACUACUAAUAGUAAUACUACUGCUAGUACUAUUAAUACUGCUACUACUAAUAAUUGUUCUACUACUACUAGUACUACUACUACUAUUACUAAUACUGCUAGUACAACCACUAAUUGUACGACAACUACUAGUACUACUACCAGUUAUACUACUACUAGUACUAAUACUAAUGGUACUACUUCAAAUAGUUCUACUACUACAGCUAUUACUAGUAUUACUAAUACCAGUACUACUACUAAUAGUAUUACUACUACUAGUAGUACUACUAUUAGUAGUACUACUAUUAGUACUACUACUACUACUACUACUAGUACUAUUACUACUACUACUAGUACUAAUACUACUAGUAACACCACUACUAGUACUAUUACUAUUACUAUUAUUACUAGUACUGCUACUGCUAGUAAUAAUACUAGUAGUACUACUACUAGUUAUACUACUACGAGUAUCACUACUAAUAGUAAUAAUUAUGCUAGUACUAUUACUACUAGUAAUAAUACUACUAUUACUGGCACUCCUUGUACGACAAUUACUAAUAUUACUACUACCAGUAAUACUACUACUUGUACUAUUACUACUGGUACUACUAAUAAUUGUUCCACUACUACUAGUACUACUACUACUACUGCUACUACUAGAACUACUACUACUAGUGCUAAUACUACUAGUAGCACCACUAAUUGUACGACAACUACUAGUAUUACCACCAGUAAUACUACUACUAAUAAUAAUACUAAUGGUACUACUUCAAAUAUUUCUACUACUACUGGUAAUACUACUCCUCGUUCUACAACUACUAAUACUACUACUAUUAGUACUACUACUACUAGUACUGCUAAUUCUCGUACUAAUAUUACUUGUACGAAAACUACUAUUAAUACUACUACCAGUAAUACUACUACUAGUGCUACUACUACAAGUAAGAAUACUGCCAGUACUAUUACUACUAGUACUACAACUACUACUAAUACUAUUCCUCGUUCUAAUACUAAUAGUACUAAUACAAAUACUACUAAUAAUAUUAGUUCUACUCUUACUAGUACUAUUACUACUUGUACUAGUACUAGUAGUACUAUCACAACUUGUACGAAAUGUUCUAUUUUUAGGACUACCAGUAAUACUACUACUAGUACUACUAAUAAUAGUACUACUACUACAAUUACAACUAUUACUAGUAUUACUACUAAUAGUACUACUACUACUAGUAAUACUACUACCAGUAUUACUACUAAUGGUACUAAUUCAAAUAGUUCUACAACUAAUGGUAAUGCUACUACUCGUACUAAUACUAUUAGUACAACUACUACUAGUACUACUACUACCAGUAAUAAUACUAAUAGUACUAGUACUACAUGUAUUAUUACUACUAUUACUACUACUACUGGUAAUACUAUUCCUCGUUCUACAACUACUAAUACUACUACUAUUAGUACUACUACUACAAGUACUACUAAUUCUCGUACUAAUAUUAUUUGUACGACAACUACUACUGGUACUACUACUAGUAAUUCUACUACUUAUACUACUACUAAAAGUACUAAUACUACUAGUACUAUUACUACUAGUACUACUACUACUAGUAAUACUACUACUAGUACUACCACUAUUUUUACGACAACUACUAAUAAUAUUAUUACCAGUAAUACUACUAAUAGUACUACUACUACUAGUACUACUAGUACUAGUAUUACUAACACUAUUAAUACUACUAAAACUAAUACUACUACUAUUACCAAUACUACUAGAAAUACUACUGCUAGUACUACUAUUAUUAAUAAUAAUACUACUAGUACUACUACUACUACUACUAGUAAUAUCAAUACUAGUACUAGCACUCCUUGUGCGACAAAUACCAUUAUUACUACUACCAUAAAUACUACUAAUAGUACUACUAUUAAUGGUAUAAUUUCUAAUAUUUCUACUAGUACUAGUAAUGCUACUACUAGUACUGAUAAUAAUAGUAUUACUACUACUAGUAUUACUACUACCAGUAAUACUAAUAAUUGUGCUAGUACUACAAGUAUUAUUACUACUAGUACUACUAAUACUAGUAAUAAUACUCCUCGCUCUACUACUACUAGUACCAUUACUACUGGUAAUACUACUACUAGUACUACAACUCCUACUAAUAUUAAUCCUCGUUCUACUAAUACUAGUACUAAUACUACUACUACUACUAAUACUAUUGAUACUACUAAAACAGGUACUACUAAUACUAGUACUACUACUACUAGAACUAUCAAUACUAGUACUACCACUACUUGUACGACAACUACUAGUAAUAUUACUGCUAGUAAUAUUAUUACUAAUACUACUACUACUGGUAUUACUACUAUUAGUACUACUACUACUACUACUACUACUACUACUGCCACUACUUGUAAUACAACUUCUAGUAAUAUUAUUACGAGUACCAGUACUACUACUACUAGUACUACAACUAUUAGUACUACUACUAAUAGUACUACCAAUACUAGUACGGCAACAACUGGUACUAAUACAACCAGUAAUACUACUACUGCUACCACUACUACUGGUACCACUACAACUAAUUCUACUACUACUGGUACUACUAAUACAAAUACUAAUAAUAUUAGUACUAAUACUACUAGUACUACUAAUAAUAUUAAUAAUAUUAAUAAUAAUACAACUAGUAUUACUACUAAUAGUAUUAAUACUAUUAGUAAUACUACUACUAAUACUACCGCUACUAGUACUACUACUACUACAA